Messenger RNA from Capronia epimyces CBS 606.96, 5475 nucleotides. RefSeq lists its product as uncharacterized. The record is from RefSeq and is a predicted model, not a curated record. The coding region runs from base 1 to 5475 and encodes 1824 amino acids. The transcript has a single exon. Lineage: Eukaryota; Fungi; Ascomycota; Eurotiomycetes; Chaetothyriales; Herpotrichiellaceae.
AUGCGAGCAGAAUCGUCACCGAAUCUUGCUCGCAGACCGCCCAAAAGCCAGCAGAUCGAGCCGUCGUCUCCCUUGAGAGAUCACAAUGUAACACCCAAUCGUCCUUCCGGGCUGUACGACUCCGGCUCCGUGCAAGAUCGCAUUCGGCAAUGGCAGGCACAGGGUGCGGCCAAUGCGCCGGCUCCGGAUGCAGUGAGCAUCAGAUCGAUCCCCUUCUCGGACUGUCCAUCCACUGUCUCGAGACCAAAGUCGGAGUAUGGAGAUGAGAACGCAAUUCGGAGAGAGGGUCGGACAAGGAACAAGCCACCACCACCAGCAGUAGCAGCCGCAGCAGCAGAAGAAGAAGACCAGCAACACAAUAGGACGGUCAGAAGUCUCAGUGCGCCCAGAAAGCGCAUCAUCAGUGACAGCCGUUGGAAAGUGAAGAGAGAAGCCAAGGAUCGCGAGACUGCAAGAUCCGCUCCUAAAAUCCGCCCGCUGUCGACCCAGUAUGACCUCUCUUAUACAUCGAAUCAAGAGAAGCGCCGGGAGCGACGAAGAUCACAUCGCCAACAAAAUCCUGAUUCUGAUCAAGCCUCGGAACAGAAGCCAGUAUGCGAUGACGGGAUCAGGGUGACAGCUCUCCCGCCUAACCAAGAAGCGUGGAUGGGGGAGGAUGGGCGCCUGGCCGAUGUUGAAAGCCUGGUCGAUGACAAUCUCGCCCGCCAGUUGACCGCCGAGUCAACAGAUAAGGGUAUAAUGGACAGAUACUCCGAGACAUCCAUCCGCCCAGAAGAAGGUGACGGCCUCAACCGAAGAAGGAGUAAAUAUGUCGAAAUGCUUGGGAGGGCCCCCACCGGGCCCUUGGACAAGGACGAAUCUAGGUCGAGGAAGAUCGGGCUGUUUGGUAAAACAAUGGAUAUGUUCGUGAAGCCAGAUUCAGCCCCUUCCAUGGACAAAAGGCUACCAAGCAUCGAGGCGUGGCUUGAUGAGCAACCGGAUCCAUUCGUGGAUGGAGCUACACUGGGUGAAGUUCCCCAAGUCGACGUCCCGCGUCCACUGAGGAAACGAACUGAGCGCAGAAGAUCAGCAGAGAAGUCGUAUAUAGUAGACCCUAACAAGAUCUGGGAUACUAUACAACCGCAGCAAGACUCAGGAGAACACGAUGCACCAACUCCCGGUGGAGCUCAAGCAUGUGAAGGGACAUACCUUGCAGGCAGCCACCAUGGCUCUCCGUCCACGGCCCGGGACCUUGGGAGAGAUGACUGGCAGGAUACAGAAGGGUCGCCGUCGUCGUUACGCAGGCGAGGGGCACGACAUCGUCGCCAGAGAGAUUCUCCUCGUAAGAAGUCGUCAGUGCAUCUUGAAAUGCCAGAUGAAAGCCAAAUUCGGAGCGAGGAAUAUGCGGCUCCGAGAAGAGACCUGAAUCCAACAUGGGCGCCUCCGCGGCCGUGCUCACCCACUGGCACAUAUCCUCUGCCAGCCGUUGCCUCCGUGGAGACAUUGACCGAGAGCCAAGUUGUACCAGCUCCUCAGGACUCGAUCGCGGGGGGUAACUGCGGCCUCAAGCGCAAGCUCACAACACACGAAGAUCUGAUGUCAGUCCUUUCUCAACCAAGAACAGGGAGGAGUCGUCGUUCUGUACGGAAUAAGAGGAGCACACAAGAAACAAGACACUCACCGACCGUGCAAGAAAUAGUGCGCGCAUUCAUGGCAGACGAGGAGCGGUAUGUGCGAGAACUAAGAACUCUGGUUGAUGGUGUAAUACCGGUCUUGUUACAAUGUGUCCUCUCCAAGACGGAUUCGGCUGCAGCGGCAGGACUGUUCACAUCUUCAAAUUCGAGCACUGAUCAGAUGAGCUUCACCCAGCCUAUCAUCGAGAUGGGCAUUGCGCUUGAGCGGCUGAAGACUUUGCACAGCCGCGUCCCCGGCCAGGACGUCGACGGAAUCCUUGGCUGGGCGCAGAACGCGCAAAGAGCGUACAAAGACUACAUUCAAGCAUGGAGGCUCGGUUUUGAGGACAUUGUCAUCAACCUCGCACCGUUAGACAGUUCAAAAUCCAGCCCGACAGAACAAGGCAUGGCUCGAGAUGAGUCUGGCGACGUGGUCGACACCGAGGGAAAGAAGGUGGAUGUUGCAUACCUAUUGAAAAGACCGCUGGUGAGGUUGAAAGGCCUGAGUAAAACCUUCAGCCGCCUCAGAGAUGAAUGUGGCAAGCCUCUGGCGGCGCGUGCGGCUGACAUAUAUGACGACCUGACGGCGAUGGCUAAGCGGCGUCAUCACGAGGAACAGACACGCUUGGAAGAUGAAGCCGCAGCAAAUAUUGAUGCCAUGAGAGUCCGCGAUAUACGAACAAUGGCAGCCAUCACUGGCGUUGUCGUCAACAAGUCUCGUCGGGUCAAAGCCAGGGACUUUUUCAACCUAACGUUGUAUCAUUCUACCGGACAAAGAAUGGAUUGCGGCGUGGAGAUGAUCUUCCGCGACAAUGCCCGCGGUGAUCCUGCUGGAGGUGAUGUGCUCAUCUGUGAGGUCGACGACACUGGGAAGUGGCUGCUCUUUGCACCGGUCGAGUUGGCUUCGAUAUCGGCAAGACGCGGUGAGAAGGAAUUCGACCUCGUGGUCAUGAUACGUGGUAGGGCCGGCCUGGGUCAAGAGUGGCAUGAACUACUUGCCUUGAAAACCGACGACACACAAGCUGUGACUGAGUGGAUGGAUAUGCUUGGUUCGAACCCGCUGCCCCCAAGACUCAAUCGAACAUCCAGCUUUGUCAAAAAUCCGCCCGCCUCGACCAAGAAGCCAUCGAAGGAUGCCGACUCCUCAAAACAAGAGAUCCAGAGUGCGACCUUAGGUCCUACUGACACUCCAGAAGCCUUGGAUGUACCACUUGGUGAGCCAUCCGUCAUCGGAAGUCGCACCCAUCUGAGCCAGCGCUCUGAACACACGAGGCCUCUGUUAGAUAAACCAUUGCCACGGCUCAAUCUGGGCGGCGGGCUAGCCACGAAGCCUAUGCCUCAAUUCCACACUUCGUCGGCGGCGGACACCAGGCACACACCAUCCUUUGUGUCCUCGGAUACUUCUACCAUCUCCGACCGCUCAGUGAAAGCAACCCUCACAGCCCUGUCAUCGCCGUCGAACUCUGCAUUGUCCAAACUCGAGCCGCCGGGGAAGCAGUCGAGGAACGCGACGGUCCCGCCGACCCCUUCCCAAGCGGUAUCUCCAAAAACUCCACCGAAAGAGAAGCCUAUAGCUACACGUCAAGAUGCCAGACCGUCGCCGAACCUGAGAAGGACAGACCAGGAUUCGCAUAACUGGAUGACCUCUCCUACGUCCAGAUACACUCAACCUUCGAAAGUCGACAUUGCUGAACCAUCCUCAACCAGACCACAAGCUCCUCAGCCAUCUACAAGAGGUGAAUCCACUUCUUCAGACUAUGCCGCCCCAGUCGCAACUCCUUCACGGCCAAGUUAUCAGCGGGCAUUGUCCUCGACACCAUCAAAGGAGCUUCCUACAGUUUCGAAAAUCCGUCCUCAACAGCAGCCACCGAGUCCAUCCGCUCCUGCACCCAGCUCCAGGAACUCGGAGACACCCAAAAGCGUGCAAGUGCAGGAUGCGGAGGUACAAGCCAAACAGUCAAGGCAGCACACGAAGAGUUCAUCAACAGGUCAGAUCUUCACCGAAAGUCUUCCAUCGCCGCCACCUCACACCCUACGUCAAGGGCGCCCGGCGAAGUCUGUCUCGGCCAGUCCCCAGACUGGCUCUCCUCUCGUCGCUCCUUCUGUAGAGAAGACGGCGAAGAGGAGGACUUCAUCGCCGUUGAAGCACGAGUACGCCCCGUCGACAACUUCAGACAGCUCCUCUGAAUAUGAUUCAGACUGUGCCAGCGACUUGUCCUCUGACACCUCCGAUGCGUUGAUGUCCGAGUCCGGCGACAAGCCAACACCGCUGGUGGCCAUAACGGCGGGUGGGCGACGGCCGUCAAAGCCGGCGGGGCCUCCGACAUCAAUACCGUCGACCGGGGCACGGACCUUGGCCCCUUCAGAUUCAGCCUCGCAGGGGCCCUACCGGAGGGUGCCCUCGUCUCAAACGGUGCCGGGGCAUAAGAAGGUCAAAAUGAUUGCGAUGAUAUGCUCCUGGUCCGACAAAGGAAAGUGGGAGCAAAUUCACCCCGACGAGUGCUCGAUUGUCAUCUCCCCGGGCCUGAUCGAAGCGUUCGAGAUGUCGGCUGCCCACUCAGAUCCGCACGCAGUCUCUGGUGCCGGCAAGUCCGAUGGACCUGACUCGCGAACUUCUUCACUCGCCAUUCACCCGCUGGUAGCUUUCGAGUUGACGCCUAUUGUUGCUCUUCGAAGAGGCACAGCAAUAGACAUCUCGAUAAGAUCUCCCCCAACGCCCAACUCCAGGAUCAAGACAACCAGCAUUGUGAUGUUUCGCUCAAGGAACCCGGAGGAGUGCGAGGCAUUGUAUGGGAUGAUCAACUGGGCGCGAUGCAACAACCCGACCUACAUUCAACUUCAGAAUGCACGCCCGCGGCGCCAGCCAUCAGUGACUUUCAAUGUCGGCCAGGAUAGCCACAGCCGUUCACGGUCGAGCUCAUGGUUCAGCUUCGGCAGUCGACAGAAAUCCAGCUACCGCGCCUCUUCGGCCCCAACACCCGCAUCCGUCGACAUGUCGGUCGAAAGUUCUGGGACCAUGAGCAGUGCAUUUUCUGCUUUGAGAAGAUUCGGUGUCAGCUCCGCCUUCAAUCUGAACCGGUCUUCGGUGAUCCGCAAAAACGGAAAUGGCGGCACCGGCGCGUCGUUGUACUCGUCGAGUAGUGGUACCGGCACCGGGUCCGGCUCGAGCACACCAGCUCCUAGUCAACUUGGCUUUGUCCCAGGAAAGGACGGACCUAAUGUUCCAUCCACCAGUGCAGCAGCGGCCAAUGGAGGAGGCAUGGUCAACAACAUGAAGAUCCGGCUUUACGUCAGAAAGGGGCAACAUUGGGAAAACCUGGGUGCCGCACGUUUAAGUGUGUUGCCAGCAUCGACCCCUGCUGCUCCUGCUGCUACGGAGAGUCGACCAACGGCACCCGGCCGACCAGGAGAUUCUGUCGAACCAUCGCCCCCCGCGACGCCAGCACAUAGCCGAACACCGUCUAAUAUCACACCUGUCAUCGGUCAGCCAGGCCAAAGUCGUGGCCCGCGUCUUGCGAGCGCUAAUCACACUCCGCACCGCGUGCACGGCAAUGGUCUUGAGAAAAGACUCCUCCUGACCCGGAACAAGGACCCGGAAGCAGUGCUUUUGGACGCUGUCCUGGGCGAGAGCUGCUUCGAACGAAUCAUGCAGACCGGCAUCGCUGUCAAAGUCUGGACCGAGGAUGAGGAGAUUGGCCACACGGGCGGAGUCACUAUGGGCAAAGAGACGGUGUAUAUGAUGCAGUUCCCCGGGACCAAGGAGGCUACCUGGGUGUUUGGGCUGUGCGGCACGAAUCGGUAUGCUGGUGCCAGCAUGGAAUGA